AAAAUAAGGCCCUUUAAAUUAUGUCACGUGACUUUAUUAUCUGGUCACAUGACCAUAAACAUGGCGGCAAUCUGAACACAUGAGCUGAGAUUAAAAACAUUUAAUUUAGCUAUUACUGCUAAUCUACAAAUAAAUCGGUUUGUUAAGGAGGCAAGAUGAUAGACCAAUUCGCAAGAUUGACGUUAUCAGAAAAAGCUGCAAUAUCCAUCGAAAAAACUGAAGAAAAUUAUAUUUUGGACCUUGCAUCACAGCCUUCAGAUCCAGGGGGUGAUGGAAUUCUAGCCGUCACUGGCACAAACAAUAGCAUACGACUGCACUCAAGACAGAAUCUGGCACUUAAGGGGAAAAUAACAGGCCAUCAAGGUGUAGUGAGCAGUGUCAAGUUUGGAACACGGGAACCAGCAUUAGUAUACAGUUCUUCUCUUGAUGCAACGGUCAGGUGUUGGGACACCAGAGAUAAAAAUAACCAAGUUCACAAAUAUGAAGGCCAGGGUGAUGAGAGAGGUAUGUUUCUCAGCCUCAGUGUUAGUUGUGAUGACAGGACAGUUUGCUGUGGCACUGAAGGAAUAGAUGGGGACACCUGGAUCAUGUUCUGGGACAGAAGGAAACCUGGUAUUCCUAUUAGGAGGUUUACAGAGUGUCAUAAUGAUGACAUAACACAGGUGCAAUUUCAUCCAAGUGAAGUCCACAAAAUGGCAUCAGGUUCAACAGAUGGCCUCAUCAACAUAUAUGAUCUCAGAGAGACUGAUGAAGAUGAUGCUAUAGAAAUGACAUUAAAUACUGAAUCAUCUGUUGGGAAGCUUGGUUGGAAGGGUCCUGGGGGUGACAACUUAUAUUGUAUAACACACUUGGAGACAUUCCAUAUAUGGGACAGCGAGGGAGACCUCUUAGCAGAACACAAAAAUCUCAAGGAGAAUUUCAAGGAGUUGGAUUAUUUGGUUGACUGUUUUGAAGAUGGAAGCAGUAACUUCUUCCUUUUGGCUGGUUCGCAUAAUGGCGACAUGCAAGUUCUGUCUUUAGGAGAUGCUAAAUCAACCAAAUGUAGCACAGUGGGCUCUUUGUGCAAGGGUCACACAGAUACUGUGCGCUCAUUGUCAUACAGUUCAUCUGGAUGCAGUUUGGUUACUGGUGGUGAGGAUGGAAUGUUGUGCUUGUGGACUCCAAACAAUAAUGGCAGAGAACCUGUCACAUCACAUAGCAAGGACUCUAUGAAAGUAAAGGAUAAAAAAUCACGGACUAAACCAUAUUCUAAAGGAGCCAAGACUUGAUAUGUGCAUGGGACAAGAGAAUUCAAAUGAUCUGGCAUCUUUUUAACUUUUAUUAACCAAUGGCUUUUGAUAAGUCCAAAUAUGGAAAUGAUUGAGUUCCAUAUUUAAAUAAAAAUACAAUUGAAUCAAAAGUAAGCUUCCA
Messenger RNA from Owenia fusiformis, 1410 nucleotides. Lineage: Eukaryota; Metazoa; Annelida; Polychaeta; Sabellida; Oweniidae. The record is from the annotation of a GenBank genome assembly.